Molecule: messenger RNA, 2879 nt
Organism: Pyrus x bretschneideri (Chinese white pear)
Lineage: Eukaryota; Viridiplantae; Streptophyta; Magnoliopsida; Rosales; Rosaceae
Product: copper-transporting ATPase PAA2, chloroplastic
Exons: 17
Coding region: 16-2682 (888 amino acids)
Biological process (GO): monoatomic cation transport; copper ion homeostasis
Cellular component (GO): membrane
Molecular function (GO): ATP binding; ATP hydrolysis activity; P-type divalent copper transporter activity
Source: RefSeq, a predicted model, not a curated record
UCUAGAAUCUGCGCAAUGAUAAACAGUAUGCUGAGGCUCUCUCCCUCCUCUGACCCCAAGCUCCUCUUCAGAUACACCACCAACUCCUCCAGUGUUGACCGCUUCGCCUUCAACUUCAAGCCCCACCACCUCCCCCAACGCCGCCGUUCCAACCACCUCCUCCGCCCACAAUCAAUCCCUAAUUUCACCCUCCGCAGCUCCCUCCAGACCUCCGCCGACGCCGCGGCGCCGCUUCAGCAAGUCCAGAAUGAUCCACCCGCCGAGGCAUCGGUGCUGCUCGAUGUCUCCGGGAUGAUGUGCGGCGGCUGCGUCUCGCGAGUCAAAUCUAUUCUCUCCGCCGACGACCGAGUCGACUCGGUGGCGGUCAACUUGCUGACCGAGACGGCGGCGAUCAAGCUGAGGCCGGAGGUCGCCGCCGAUGUCGCGGCGGAGAGCCUGGCGGGGAGGCUGACGGAGUGCGGAUUCGCUUCCAAGAGGAGGGCUUCCGGGAUGGGAGUGUCGGAGAGCGUGAGGAAGUGGAAGGAGACGGUGAAUAAGAAGGAGGAGAUGCUGGUGAAGAGCAGGAACAGAGUGAUUUUAGCUUGGACUUUAGUGGCAUUGUGCUGCGGAUCGCAUGCUUCUCACAUUUUGCAUUCUCUUGGAAUUCAUGCUGCUCAUGGAUCGUUUUGGGAGCUGCUGCAUAAUUCGUAUGUGAAGGCGGGUUUAGCUACCGGAGCUUUGUUGGGACCUGGCCGAGACUUGCUUUUUGAUGGUCUGAGAGCCUUAAAGAAAGGAUCACCAAAUAUGAAUUCUCUUGUGGGAUUCGGAUCCCUUGCUGCUUUUACAAUUAGUGCGGUCUCUCUUCUCAACCCUGGGCUUCAAUGGGAUGCGGCGUUCUUCGAUGAGCCGGUCAUGCUUCUUGGUUUUGUGCUCCUAGGACGUUCUCUUGAGGAGAGGGCAAGGAUCAUGGCAUCUAGUGAUAUGAAUGAACUCUUGUCGCUGAUAAACACACAAGCAAGACUCGUAAUUGGUUCCUCGGAAAAUGAUUCCUCCAGCAACAGUGUACUUUUCUCUGAUGCAAUUUGCGUUGAAGUCCCAACUGAUGAUAUUCUAGUUGGAGACUCUGUGUUGGUUUUGCCAGGAGAAACCAUACCUGUGGAUGGAAGAGUUGUGGCUGGAAGAAGUGUUGUCGACGAAUCCAUGCUCACAGGAGAAUCACUUCCUGUAUUCAAGGAAAAAGACCUUACUGUCUCAGCUGGAACAAUAAACUGGGAUGGUCCUCUGCGGGUUGAAGCAUCUUCAACUGGUUCCAAUUCAAUGAUAUCCAAGAUCGUUCGCAUGGUUGAGGAUGCUCAAGGACAUGAAGCGCCCAUACAAAGGCUUGCUGAUUCAAUAGCCGGACCUUUUGUAUACAGUAUAAUGACUCUAUCAGCUACAACAUUUGCUUUUUGGUACUACUUUGGAACACAAAUUUUUCCAGAUGUUUUGCUCAACGAUAUUGCUGGGCCAGAUGGAGAUCCAUUGCUGUUGAGCUUGAAACUUGCUGUUGAUGUCUUGGUUGUUUCUUGCCCUUGUGCACUGGGUCUUGCCACACCUACAGCAAUCCUAGUUGGGACUUCACUCGGAGCAAGGCAGGGACUCCUUGUGAGAGGAGCAGAUGUGCUUGAACGCUUAGCCAGCGUAGAUUAUAUUGCUUUAGAUAAGACAGGAACUCUUACAGAAGGAAAACCUGCUGUUUCUGGUAUUGCAUCUUCCAUGUAUGAAGAGUCCGAAAUUCUUCAAAUUGCUGCUGCAGUGGAGAAUACAGCAUCACAUCCAAUUGCAAGGGCUAUCUUAAAUAAAGCAAAAUCAUUGAACAUGAGUAUACCAGUCACAAGAAGGCAAUUAACAGAACCAGGUUUUGGAACUUUAGCAGAAGUAGAUGGCCGAUUGGUUGCAGUUGGUAGCUUGGAAUGGGUCCAUCAACGGUUCCAGGCAAAAGCCAAUGUGUCUGAUCUUUCGAAUCUAGAACAUACAGUGCGCCAAUCAUCAGAAGGCAUAACACCUUCAAGUUAUUCAAAAACGAUUGUAUAUGUUGGUCGUGAAGGAGAAGGCAUCAUCGGUGCUAUCGCAAUAUCUGAUAGCCUGCGUCAUGAUGCUGAGUAUACUGUAAAUAGACUCCAGCAAAAGGGUAUCAGAACUGUCCUCUUUUCCGGAGACAGGGAAGAGGCAGUUGCAACUAUAGCGAAAGCUGUUGGAAUAGAAAAUGAAUUUGUCAAGUCCUCAUUGACUCCACAGGGAAAAUCUGGAGCUAUUUCUAGUCUUAAAGAUGCAGGACAUCACGUUGCAAUGGUUGGCGAUGGCAUAAAUGACGCACCAUCUUUGGCACUUGCGGAUGUUGGGAUUGCUUUUCAGAUUGAGGGGCAAGAAAAUGCCGCUUCAAAUGCUGCAUCUAUUAUACUUCUCGGAAACAAAUUAUCUCAAGUUGUAGACGCCCUGGAACUGUCACAGGCAACAAUGGCAAAAGUGUAUCAAAAUUUAUCUUGGGCAAUCGCAUAUAACUUAUUUGCCAUCCCCAUUGCUGCCGGAGUACUGCUUCCUCAAUAUGAUUUUGCCAUGACACCAUCACUCUCCGGCGGGAUGAUGGCCUUGAGCUCAAUAUUUGUAGUUUCCAAUUCAUUGCUUCUACAGCUCCAUAAAUCCAACGGGAGUAAAAAGAGUUAGCUAAGCUAGCGCUGCAGAUGCCGGUCUGUCCAAGACUUCAAGUUGAAUAAUCUGGUUCGUGUAAUUCAUUUUCCUAUUGAUGGUCGGCUCAACUAAACAGGAAAGCUAUUGCUUCUUUAUUGUGUCGUACCCGAAUCUAUGUAAUUGAUAAUAUUUCCUAUACAGUAUCAAUAAAGCCCGCCAGAAUCUAGAAAACA